CUCCUGCCUCCCUCUCUGCAUCUGACAGUGUCCCUCCCUCUUUCUCUCUCCUCCUCCUUCUCCUCUCAUUAGGGCUUUUCACCGGCAAAACACCGACACACUCCCUCUCCCUGUAACUGGGCAAUACACACGGAUCGGCGGCAGGAGCAGGAUUGACCUACCCCCCCCCCCGGUGCCCACCAUCCAUGGUCCUCCCCUUGAUGUGGGUCUGACAGGAGGGUUGGUGUUACUUCGCUGACGAGACGAGGCAAGUAUCGGAGGUGACGAGAUCAAUAUAGGAGACCUCCCAGACAGCAGGGGCAGCAGCGAGCAUGCAGGACUCAGCCUCAGACAGCAAGAUGGCCAAACAGGACCAGAACUCCAAGCACCUUGAUGAACACAGAGAUACAGACGACAUGUCGGAGAAGACGUCGCCAAACAAGAACCUCAAAUCUCCCCAGAAAGGAUCCAAACGACUUAAAACAGCCCCUUUCAAAAUCACCCUGCUGGACACGUCAGAGUUCGAAGGCGAAAUUGAGAAACACUCCAAAGGACAGAGCCUGACAGACAUGGUGUGUGAGCAUCUCAACUUGUUGGAGAAGGACUACUAUGGUCUGACCUUUGCCGACACCGACACCCAGAAGAACUGGUUGGACCCCUCUAAGGAGAUCAAGAAGCAGAUGCGCAACUCUCCAUGGCACUUUGCCUUUGCUGUCAAGUUCUACCCUCCAGAUCCCUCCCAGCUCACUGAGGAUAUUACCAGAUACUACCUGUGUCUGCAGCUGAGGGAUGACAUGCUGUCAGGUCGACUGCCAUGCUCGUUCGUCACUCACGCCCUCCUGGGCUCCUACAGCGUUCAAGCCGAGCUGGGGGACUACGACCAGGAAGACCACGGCUCCGACUACGUCAGCGAUUUCCGCUUUGCUCCCAAUCAGACUCGCGAACUGGAGGAGAGGGUGAUGGAGCUCCAUCGAAACUACAAGGGGAUGACUCCAGCAGAGGCUGAAAUUAACUUCUUGGAGAACGCAAAGAAACUAUCCAUGUACGGCGUGGACCUCCAUCACGCUAAGGAUUCUGAAGGGAUUGAAAUAAUGUUGGGCGUCUGUGCCAACGGACUGCUGAUUUACCGAGAUAGGCUGAGGAUCAACCGCUUUGCCUGGCCAAAGAUCCUGAAGAUCUCCUACAAGAGGAGCAACUUCUACAUCAAGAUACGACCAGGGGAGUACGAGCAGUUUGAAAGCACAAUCGGUUUUAAGCUUCCCAACCACCGAGCUGCCAAGAGGCUGUGGAAGGUCUGCAUUGAACAUCACACCUUCUUCAGGCUGGUGUCUCCAGAGCCUCCUCCCAAGGGCUUCUUGGUGAUGGGUUCGAAGUUCCGAUACAGUGGAAGGACCCAGGCUCAAACCAGGCAGGCCAGUGCUCUCAUAGACCGGCCGGCUCCGCACUUUGAGCGUUCAGCCAGCAAGAGGUACCUGCUGUCCCGGAGCCUGGACGGAGCAGAGUUCUCAAGGCCGGUUUCAGCCAUGUGUGAGAACCACGACGGCAUGUCCCACCGCAGCGUCAGUGAACACCGGCGCCUCCAUAGCCCCUCUGUGGAGGCGCAGGAGGCGGAGCUGGAGCCCAGUCUGGAGCAGGACGAGGACGAAGGGGACCAAGACCAGAGCGAAAUGACCGAGGAAUACUACGACGGCGACGUCACUCCAAGCAAAAAGAAAGAGAUCAUGUUUCUGGAUAAGUCGAAGGAUGUUUUGCUGAAGCACCAGGCCAGCAUCAAUGAGCUGAAGAGAGCCCUGAAGGAGCCCAACAGUAAGCUGUCAGUCCGCGAGAAGCGUCUGUCAGCAACCUCCCCGACCAGCACGCCAGAGAAGAAGGCUGAGCCUGUCUCUACUCCUGCCAUUUAUGAAGAGCCGUUUGCUGAUUUCAAGUUAUGUAACCUCAGAGUGGUGAUCCUAUGUCUGUACCCGUCCCAGAAGGAGCUCGGGGACAGGAGGCCUCUGCCCAGAUUAGCGUCAGAGGAGGAGCAGGAUCGGGACACGGUGGCCUGCAUGAGAGAAUCCCACCUGGGCAUCGAGCGCAAGUGCUCCAGCAUGACGGUGAGCUCCACGUCCAGCCUGGAGGCGGAGGUCGACUUCACCGUCCUGAUGGACCUCCACUCCGGCUCGGAAGACUUCUCUAAGGGCAUGUCGGAGCUUGGAGAGCGGGAUAGGCAGCCCGAGGUGGGCCGGGAAGAUUUUGAGGAGACCUCCAGGUUCUACUCUGCCCGUCUGAUGGGCUCCCGGGACAAGUCUCCCAUAGAGGAGGGAACACAUCACGAGCCUCCCGUGGCAAAGAAAGACGCGAGUGCUGUGAGUGCGGCCCACGUAAUGAAGAGGGCUGAAAGCAAGAAGGAGACGCACACAAAUGGAUCAGAGACCCACUCCAACAUCAUGAACGUCUCACCGCAGAACUACGGAGGCGUCAGCCCGAGGGAGACUCCUGCUGCCCUGAAAGAAAAUGGCUCGCCUGUAAAGGCUGGAACCCAGGAGAGGGAGUCUGUUGUUUCCCCGCUGACCAUCACAGCUGAGAGCGUCACCUCAGCAACCACAACACAAGUUACCAAGACUGUGAAAGGAGGUUACUCAGAGACCAGAAUUGAGAAAAGGAUAAUAAUAACUGGAGACGAUGAUGUGGACCAGCAUCAGGCCCUCGCCAUGGCCAUCCAGGAGGCCAAGCAGCAGCACCCUGACAUGCUGGUGACAAAAGCCGUGGUUAUCAGGGAAACAGAGUCUCCUACCGAGGAGAUGCAGCAUCACGCGGAGUCCUGAUCGGCCAUGAAGGCUCAUGAGACAAGGGUGCAGGAGAGGAUCCUCCAGCUGUGUGUCCCCUGGCCCGCCCCGCAAAUUGCCACCACUCAGAUACCAGGACCCUCUACCCCGCCUGUGUAAAGACACCCACACCAGAGCAAGACUGCGUUCCACAUUCACUCCUGCCCCUUUAGACUGACCAACUGUGACUCCGCCUGUGACCCCGAUCCCGAUCCUCCACCACCUUUAUGGAUCAGGAAGGAUUGCUAUUGAAUGAUUCACCACUUGGUUUAUCAAGUCACGGCUGUUUAACUUCAGCUCUGUUAUCGACAAAACCUUAGUUGCAUAUUGUGUCAUCUUGAAUUUUGAUUCGAUGAGUUUUCAUCCUUAAAAUCCAACCCAAAUCCCCUUAAAAAUGGCUUCUGUCAAAUGUGUAAAAGCAUGGGAUGUAUAAAGAGAAUUGGAUACAGCGUUGGCGGUGGGGCCCCAUUCCAAGAGAGUUGUUCAGUGGCCCAUGGAACCAAAAUGGACUGACUUUCGAGAACAGAAAUACUCGGAUCAUCCCGUUGCGCUCUUCCGGCGUUCUUCCGCAUCCCAAUUUUACAACUUCUAGGCCCUACUAAUUUAUAUUGAUUUAUUGAUAAGGGCUAUUCAGUGUUUGUCCUGGCUUUACUUAAAAAAAAUGAGAAAAGUAUUUUUGUUCCUAAAUGACGUCACAGAUUGACACGGAAAUGUAGUACCACCGUUUGGCCACUAGGACAUUUUGCUCCCACGCCUGGUCACUUGUUGUAUUAGAGCAGAGGAAGGGUUGUGAGGAAAGGAUGGGGACGAUGCUGGUGGUGGGGAGGGUGGUGUCAGGCAGCCUUUUUGCUCAACGUCGCCACCUCCUGGCUGUGACACCUUCAGUAUAAUCAACUGCUGUCUUAUUAGCUUUUUACAUUUUUAUCUAUAGAGGAUCUAAUUUAUGUCCAGUGUUUGCUUGUUUAUGAAAUAUGUAUAAUAUCAGAUGACUAUAAUCUGCAUGAUUCAAUAAAAAGAAAAAAAAUAGCAGAGGGAAUGAAAAAAAUGAAACCACAGUCCAACAUUUGAGAAAGGUAAUGGGACUGAACAGUAAAAAUCCCUUAAUGGACACAUGGGUGAUGCUGAUGGAGUCCACUGGAGACGGACAGUUGCAUAACACUUCAGUGGACAGCUGGGACAAACACACAUCACUGUUCCUGCUUUCAUUUUGACGUCUAUUUGCCAUCUACACUGAGAAAUGCUGGUCACGUGUUUGGGGCAAAGGUAACGGAUUUUUAGAGAUAUUUUAAUAUAAAUAAUGUUUAUCUGAUAUGUGCUGAUACGUCCUAAUUUGAUUUAACUGACUUCCAUCACGGAACAGAGACUGUAAUGUUUUUUCUUGUGCUUUUGGAUGUUUUGGUCUUCAUGUGUGAGACAUACGGAAGAGAUAUAGGUUCUAGAAACCAGAAAUAUUUAUUCAUGGACAAUUUGCAUUUUUAGAAUCAGGUAAUUUGUUGAAAUGUCAAGAAACAUUUCGAAAAACUUUGAAAAUGAAUCAAAAAUACUGGCGUCAAAUAGAUUAUUAUUAUUUUUGACUUUAUUCUGGAAUUUCAAAAUAAAAUACACAUCUUUCUCCUAAUUUUCCUCCUUUGCCAGGCCGCGGAUAUGAGCUUAAUGAUUUGCCUAAGUUGCAAUUCACUGGAAACCCACCAAAUGAAUCAAAGACCCAAAACUAGAAAGCAGCUUGCCAAAAUUGUGAAGUUGUAAAUGAGAAAUGCAUUGGGUUUGGUUAAACUUUAGGGUUAACCCCAGGGUAAAAAUGCUUAUCAUAGGAACUUUAAACUAGCCUGGGUGCCAGCCGAACUUAGCCCCGCCCAUAACAUUUUUGGUAGGGAAGUUCGGUCUGGCUCUGCUCCGUUGGGGAAACAUUAUCUCCGAUCUUGCGACAGUCGAACCAAUCAGAUUGCCAGGGCGGGCUUUAUACGAUGAUGGACAGAUGAUCAACUGGGACGUAAUCGACUACGUCACUAAAGAGCGCUAGGGUUGAAUUCGUUUGAAACAAACAUGGCUGCCGCUGGAGAGCGAGGAUGUUCAGAUUCUGCCAUCGAGUCUGUUCUACAGGAUCUCAACAUUGAAUUCAUUUUGAAAGACGAACAGAGGAACGCGAUAAAGGCUUUUAUCGAUAGAAAAGAUGUUUUUUCCGUCCUUCCUACAUGAGUUCCGCUGACAACAAGUGUGUGUCGCUUAAUCUACGUCACAUACUACGUUGCUCUGAUUGGUUGUAGGUCUAUCCAAUUGAGCGAAGAGGCGUUUUUUUCCCUGGUUCGGUUGAAACACGCCCCAUAAUCAAAGCUCUAUGGAUCAGUUUCAGACUCACUUUCUGAAUAGAAUCGUGAGUAUGACGUAGUCAGGCUAACUUUAAACACCAAUUAAAAAAACCAAAACAAUUAAGGCUUUAUUGUUCCUCCAACAAAGCAACAUGUAUAUAGGAGAUAAAACCAAUAAGAUAUCUUCCAGUUGGAACCGUGUUUGCAUGGUAACAACAAUCCACAUGGCCUAAAACGUUAAAAACCACAAGAAUAACAAGGGUACUUUUUUUGUGUUCAGUUGGAUUAACUCUCUUUAAGUUAUGGUGUAUGAGUUGUCGUUGUAUUUAUAGGAGUGGUGAAUGUGAGGCCUGUACUUUUCCUCCCGGUUCCCCUGACAGACAAAGCCAAGACUUCAUAGUGUGACAUAAACGAAGCGCCGUCUAACCCUGCUGAUCCGUCACACAACAUGUACCCUGGAUGACCUUUAAUGAUAUACUAUGCAUCACUUAUCAUACAUAAUAACCCCUGUGAUGGAGCCUGACCCGCGUUAGCCGUCAUUGUUAACUUCGUGCUACUGCUAACCGAAAGGCAGUGCUUGUGAGAUUUCUGCAAUAAGCAAACCAUCAUGCUCAUCCUCUGUCCCCUAAAGGGAGAAAACUGUGAACUCUCAUGUGUAACCAAAACCUAUAACGCAGAGUUUGUGAUAUUAAAACGGAGCUUUUCCAACACUUGUGACCAUGGCUUUGUCCCCCCCCCCCUCCCCUGUCGUCUAAACCCUCCCAUCCCCCGACCUGAAACUGUUGCCCUGCUGAUGAUGUGUCUGAGGAAAUGAGAUUCCCCAAAACUGGGUAUUUGUAUAUUCUAUUUUGCUCUGUUUAUUUUUUUUCUGGUCAUAUGACACUGGACUGUUGUGAAGGCACUUGCUUGCAAUGAAGCAGCAAAAACGUAUACUGUAAACCUGUGAUACUCAACUGAGCGCUCAAAGACUCAAUAUGGCCCCCAAUAGGACCCCUGGUGACCUGCUGACCAGAUAAAUUCAGAAAAGUUGCAUUUCCCCCCCCUUCUUUUAAUGAAUAUUUGGAACCAGAGUGCUCAAAACAGCAUCAAAUCAAACUAAAAAGCCUUGUUUAUUCCUGGAAAAAGUAUUUUCCUCAAUUUCAAAUCGAUUAAAUGCUGGUAAAAAUAUUGCAUUAGUUUGUA
Molecule: messenger RNA, 6271 nt
Organism: Eleginops maclovinus (Patagonian blennie)
Lineage: Eukaryota; Metazoa; Chordata; Actinopteri; Perciformes; Eleginopidae
Product: protein 4.1-like
Exons: 21
Coding region: 312-2783 (823 amino acids)
Biological process (GO): cortical actin cytoskeleton organization
Cellular component (GO): cytoskeleton; plasma membrane
Molecular function (GO): actin binding; structural molecule activity
Source: RefSeq, a predicted model, not a curated record